AUGGGAUGCGAGUGCUCUUAUGAGCAAGCUGGAUCACUGACAAGUCUGACUGUUGGAAGGAAUUACCUGUCACGACUGGAAGAAAGGCUGGAAGAGGUCGAAAGUACCCUGAAAGCACUGCAGCGAACCCAGUCGAGCGCGACGCAGGUUGAUAUAACAGGCGCCAGUCAGCUUACAGAUGUCUCACAGCGUUCUGUACCGGAGUCUGUGGUCCUUCCAGAACCACCAGCCCAGUAUUCCACAAGCACGGAAAUGGGUGAAAUUGACACUAGUGAAGAUGCAAUCGAUGGUAUGGGAGCAAUUAAGUUUACAGACGAAGAAGAUUGUGGUUAUUUCGGCCCAUCGUCCAAUGUCGCCUUUGUAGGUCAUAUCUCAUUGGCGCUGGCUAAAGCAAGCGGACAAAGUCAAAAGAUACUGGCCAGGGCGGGUUCUAUACCCGCCGCCAAUGAGUGGACGCGAGUCGCUCGCCCACGUUAUGUGCAUGGAGAGACCAAUGAGUGCACAUCGACUCGCUCGCGACGGAGUGUAAAUGUCUAUGCCUUGCCCCCCGAGGACUACACUUGGAGGCUCAUUAAGGAGUACUUCCAGAAGACUGGCCAACUGUUGCCAUUCAUUCAUGAGGAAUCGUUUUGCGAAACCUACUUUCAGUUGAAGCGGAAUAACUUCACUCUGGCUCGCAGGACUUGGCUCGGUUUACUAAACAUGAUACUGGCCAUGGCUACCACCCUGACUGUUGAUGGCUACCCUUCGUCAGAAGACCGAAUUGCUGAAUCGGAUGUGUACUAUCAGAGAGCCAAUGGUCUAUGUGAAAGAGAAUCAAGAACAAAUAACAGUCUUGAACUAGUACAAUAUCUGCUCAUUGUGGGCCAGUAUCUCCAGGGUACGCAGAAGUCUGUCCGCGCUUGGACUGUCCACGGUCUGGCCAUCACGACUGCGUUUCAGCUAGGCCUCCAUUCGCCCAGAACAAAUCAGGACUUUCCACCACUGGAAAGCGAGAUUCGAAAGCGUGUCUGGUUUGGCUGCAUUCUCCUAGAUCGCACUUUGAGUAUGACUUACGGCAGGGCCUGCAUGAUUCCUGAAAAAUACAUCAAGCUUGAGCUUCCAACCGCAGACAUACAAAUUAUGGGGCAAACCCCCGGCGUGGAUGCAAGACGUCGGAUGGACGCAAAGUACUUUCGAGCAACGAUAACCCUUUACGGUAUUAUGUACCAGAUUAUUGAUACGUGUUAUGGACAAAACCUUGGCCUCGAAGACUUUCUUCCAAUGGCAGAAAUUGUUUCUCUGACGCUUAGAGCGGAAACACAGCUCAUCGAGUGGAAAAACCAAACUCUCCCUUCUUUGAGUUUACGGAUAUGUAACACUCCGCUGUGCUCUAAAGAUCUGGACAAGUUUGAUGCAAACGAUAAGAUUACGGAAAGAUUCAACUUAGUGCUUUCUCUUCGAUUUCACAACCUUCAUAUUCUACUACAUCGACCCAUCCUCGAGAAACUGCUCGACACCCACGGAGGACCUGGCAAUGACGCUGAGACGACAAUGAUGCAUCAGGUUUGUAUCAACAGCGUCGAAAACUGUGUGGAUUCUGCCAUGAUCAUUAUUUCAAUUGUUCAUACAGUAGUACUUGCCAGUGGGUGGCGCCGUGAUCUCCUUGGAGCCUGGAACUACUCCUUGUUUUAUACAUUCAAUGCUGCCCUGGUUAUAAUUGCGGGCUUGCUUGUAUCCCCCAAAGGCACAGCUACUGAUGGCGACGUUGCGCCGUCUCAGUGGAAGUUCCUUGAAAGUGCGGCAAUCUAUCUCGACAUGGCCAUCGAGGCUUUGCAGAAGCUUGACCGCGGGAAUCGAGUGGUCCAGCGCGUUGUCGACUAUUUAUCACAGCUGGCGCUGGCUGUUCUUAGUUUGUCAUCGAGUAAUGUCGACGCUACUACUAUUCUUCCAAGUGCAAGUAGCUACGAUCUGUUCACCUCGAGCAGCAGUCACCCGGACCUGCUCUCGUUACGAUCCUCACAUCAGGCCAUUGGACAAAAGGAGUUCCCCAUGGAGAAUGACCUCAGCGAGUUCACGUUGGAUACUGACCUAGAUUGGUUUACUCGGCCCCUAUAG
Messenger RNA from Exophiala spinifera, 2097 nucleotides. RefSeq lists its product as uncharacterized. The record is from RefSeq and is a predicted model, not a curated record. Gene Ontology annotation, molecular function: DNA-binding transcription factor activity, RNA polymerase II-specific; RNA polymerase II cis-regulatory region sequence-specific DNA binding; zinc ion binding. Bases 1 to 2097 code for a protein of 698 amino acids. Gene Ontology annotation, biological process: positive regulation of transcription from RNA polymerase II promoter by galactose; DNA-templated transcription. The transcript has 8 exons. Lineage: Eukaryota; Fungi; Ascomycota; Eurotiomycetes; Chaetothyriales; Herpotrichiellaceae. Gene Ontology annotation, cellular component: nucleus.